GCUGAAUCUGAGCGGAGAUUUCAGGGGGAAACUUCUCCUGCUCUAGUCUGCCUUUUUAAUGCUUUUUUUCUGAGCAUCAGCAGUCAAACAAAGGCUGCAAGUAAACAGUCCGGAGGGAUGUAGGGAGUUUCCAGCGGCUCACGAUGGAGGAACCUGGCACAAGAGAGGUGGAGAUGUCCCUGUCGGACGAGGAGAUUCCCCCCAGUCUUCCUGCAGACGGAGGCAGCAUCCGCAAGGGCUGCGACCCGUUUGCUCAGACUCAGCGCAGCAAGCUGCAGCAUCGCCGCGCUCGCAUCAACCAGCAGAUCAACAAGGAGAUGCGCAUGAGGGCGGGAGCGGAGAACCUGUUCAGAGCGACGACCAACAACAAGGUGAAGGAGACGGUGGCGCUGGAGCUCAGCUUCGUCAACUCCAACCUGCAGCUGCUGAAGGAGGAGCUGGAGGAGCUGAACAGCAACAUGGAGGUUUACCAGACGGACAGCGAGGCCGUCAACGUUCCCAUGAUCCCGCUGGGCUUGAAGGAAACCAAAGACGUGGACUUCACCGUUCCCAUCCAGGACCUGGUCUGUGAGCACUACGGGGAGGACGGCUCGCUGUACGAGCAGGAGAUCCGGGAGCUGACGGAGCUCAGGCAGGCGAUGCGCACGCCGAGUCGGAACCAGGCCGGCCUGGAGCUGCUGAUGGAAUAUUACAACCAGCUGUACUACCUGGACCAGCGCUUCUACUCAGCUCACCGGAACCUGGGAGUCCACUUCCACUGGUACGACUCCCUGACGGGCGUGCCGUCCUCCCAGCGAGCCCUGGCCUUCGAGAAGGGCAGCGUGCUGUUCAACAUCGCCGCCCUGUACACGCAGAUGGGGGCGCGGCAGGACCGCUCCGCCGCCGCUGGCAUCGACGCUGCCAUCGACGCCUUCCAGCGGGCCGCAGGGGCCUUUAACUACCUCAAGGAGAACUUCUCCAACGCGCCCAGCCUGGACAUGAGCGGCCCGUCGCUCGGCAUGCUGGUCCGGCUCAUGGUGGCGCAGGUGCAGGAGUGCGUGUUCGAGCGGCUCACGCUGAACACGCAGGACUCGGGCUUCGGGUCGCAGCUGGGCCUGGCCCAGGAGGCUGCCCGGGUGUCGGACGUCUACCUGCUGGUGCAGCAGACCAUGACUCAGCCCCUGAUGAGAGACUACGUGCCGUUCUCCUGGGCAUCGAUGGUUCAGGUCAAGUCCGAACACUUCCGGGCUCUUUCGCACUACUACGCCGCCGUGGCGCUCUGCGACCACACGGCGUCUCCUGAGGAGGAGGAGUCUGAGGAGGAAGCAGAGGAGGCCUUCCUGAAGUUCUACAUCAACGUCCCUGCAGGACAACCUCUGGGCCGCGUCCUGCAGGAUCCGGAGAAGAGACGGAAGCUGGGUAAAGCCCACCUCCGGCGCGCCGUCAUCAGGCACGAGGAGGCCAUGCGCGUCCACAGCCUGUGUAAGAUCCUGAGGAAGAUGGACAUCCUGCAGGACGUGCUGUCUCUGGCACACAAGCGCUCCCUGCACAAGUACUCGGUGCUGGACCGGGAGGACGACUUUGACGAGACGGCGGAAGCCCCGGAGAUUCAGUCAGCUCAGACGCAGCAGAAGCCCGACGUCACGCAGCCCAACUUCUCCACCGUCCAGGUCACCGACAUCUUCCAGCGACUGGGCCCGCUGUCGGUGUUCUGUGCCCGGGCCCGCUGGGGGCCGGUCCGGGUCGUCUGCCUCCAGAAGAGAGACGGAGGACUGGGCCUGACGCUGCGAGGAGACUCCCCCGUCCUGGUGGCCGGAGUGGUGCCGGGGGGCUGUGCCGAGGAGGCGGGGCUCCGCGAGGGCGACUACAUCGUGGCCGUGGACCAGCUGGACUGCAAGUGGUCCAAACACGGGGACGUGGUCCACAUGCUGAAGACCUGCAGCGACCGGGGGGUGGAGAUCAGCGUGGUGACGCUGCACUCCCACGACACCCAGGACCGGAGGACCGUCACUCUCUCUCACUGCAGCGACAAGGAGAACACUCGGCACCGCCUGCUGGGCGGAGCCAAAGGCCAGAGCUCCGCCUCCCUGCUGAACUGGAACAGGAAGAAGAAACGAGACGGUACUGGCAGGAAGCUGGGCAGCACCUUCAGCCUGUCCUUCGGAACCAUCAGAGACCCGGAGGCCAUGUACUGAUGAAUACUGAGGUUCUGAGGUCCAGACGGGCCUGUGGGAUCAUCUCACACGCAGCUCAUGUUAACAACGGACUUUAAUGUGCCUUUAUGUGCAGUUUAUAAACUGCUCCUACAAAAUAAAAGCACCCGGACUGCAGGAGCAAGAGUGGAGGGAGAGGAAGUGACAUCACGAGACUGAUCCGGUUCCCCCGGUACCGUCAACCCCAAGUCAGAGUUUACGACGUCGCGACGGCAGCUGUCCUUUACCCGGUUCUGGAGGAGGUUCUGUUCAGUUUGAGCUGAAACGGGCCUGAAAACACACCCACGUGACUGCAGUUACAGCGUUGCCAUGGCGACCGACAGAUGUGAAGAUGCUGGUUCUCAUCCCAGCCGUCUCGCCUGAACUCGUUUUUGUAUUUUCAGCCGUAGCUCGGUAGAACCUGCUCGACGGCGACGGCACCGGUCCAGUUUGUCGGAGGAAGUUACAGAAAACCAGUGAUAAAUGUUAUUAAGACUUGAUUUGUCUCUAGUUCUGUUAUGGCGCUUUUAUACUAGUACCUACUCAUCUCAACUCGGCCUGGUUUCUUUUCCUCUACAAUCCAGCACCUGGAGCAGAAGUAGGAGGUUGGAGAAGCUGCUGUGACGUAUUUGAUUGUGUGAUCUAAACGUAGAAGACAACAACACUAAAGAUGUAGAACCUGGAGAUGAUAGAUGUGCUGCUGGGUCUGUGGCUUGUGUUUGAUAUCAAGUUAUAAAAUGGGAGUGAGUGAAACUUCAAGUGGCAACGCUUUUGAGUUUUUUUUUAGUUUGUCUCUGCUGCUGAAAAGUCCGUUGGUAUCUGAGCAGCUAUGAAGUGACAGAGCUCCUGGUAGAUCUUGUCGUUCCUUAUCGUCUAGAUCCCUUUUUAAUUCUCUCCUCAGCACCAGGUUUAUGAACAUCUGCACCUCAGAGUUGGAUCACCAAACAGACUUCUGCUGGUCGAAAUGAAGAAGAAGCUCUGUCAGAGUCGCUCUUUCACUGAUGUCACAUCCUGACUCAGACGUCUGACAGCCACUUCCACACUACAUACGGUGGCCUGUAGUGUGAUGACAUCACAGUCCGCUUAAAACCUCGGCGGAAUAGUUACAGAAAAAGUAUCUACUCGGCACGUUAGACCCCUAGUGGAAAAGAACCAAGGCGAGCCGAGUCGGGCUGAGUAGGUACUAGUGGAAAAGUGCCAUUAGAAUUAUCCACCGACCUGCAGACCCCCCUCUGACCCCUCAUAACCCUUUUCCACCAAACUGGUUCCAGGGCUGGUUCUGUUUCUGGGCCAGUGCUGAGUUUCCACUGACAAAGAACUGGCUCCGGUUCCAAGGUAGCGCCAACUCUUUGCUGGACUAGAGGAAAGAACCGCUUACGUAAGCAGAGAGGGCGGAAUUAUUAAGACCAACGGCAAUAGCAAGACUGGGAGACGGAGACAUUUUCAAAUCAGAAUUAAUCUGGAUGCAGCAAAGCAUCAUGGGAGGAGGAGGAGACAACCUGUCUUUUAUGGCCCUUUUCCACUAGUACCUACUCUGCGCGCUUCUACUCGCCCCCGUCUUGCACUUUUCCAAUACGGGCCGAGACGGGUGGAGCCGUGCCAAGUAGAUACUUUUCUGUACCUAUUUUGUCGAGGUUCUAACCUGGAUCUGACGUCAUCACCCUCCACGCCACCGAUUGGUCGGGGGGCCGUCAGACGUUUGAAUCAGGAAGCGGGAGUCAGCGCGAGAACGACUCGAUUUUAUUAUACAGCGCAAACGUCUGUUUCAUGAUUCAACUCUGAGGUGCAGAUGUUCAUAAACCUGGUGCUGAGGAGAGAAUUAAAAAGGGAUCUAGACGGGCAAUAAGGAACAACCAGAUCUACCAGGCGCUCUGUUUUCUUCUCAGCCGCUCGCGGCUCCAGCUGAUUUCUCAUCAGACACAAACAAAGGGGUUGAGCAAUCGAGUACGUCCCAGCAGCUUCACCCCAACCUGCCCACUUCUCACCUGGGUGUGGAAAAACAAACGAGGACAAAGCGGGUGGAGCCGGGACGAGGCGAGUCGGGCUGAGUAGGUACUAGCGGAAAAGGGCCAUUAAAGAUGUGUCCACGGAGGAGCUACAUGGACCAAGUCCUAUUAGAGCAGAUACCUUGUUGUUGCUGCAACUUUCACACAAACGCAGCAACGUAACUGACUAAUUAACUGUUGAACGAGUCGUGAACCAGAACCAGCUCUCGAACCAGUUUGGUGGAAAAGCGGUACCAGUGUCUGCCGUCUACACCCGUUCACGUAGUGGUCUCUGUUUGGGGUUGUUCUGUUCUGCAGCCGUCAUGACUGAGCAGAGUUUUUAUUAAUGAGGCAAAAAACAGCUGGAAACCAGAUGUUAGGACUUCAGCUGGACCGGCUACGUCACAUCUGGAUAAACUGGACCAUCGACACGUCUGAAAAACCACCUGGUCAAAGGUUUUCUUUGUGAUAUUCAGGUUUUGAGCGGCUCUGGUUGCCGUGGAAACUCACCCACGUCCCCUCCCCGGUACCGACGCCCGCGCCCAUGAGCAAAACCCUGCCGGGCCCAGAGGUUCAUAUUAGUACGACGUCUAGCGUCACCAUGGAGACACGUUAGUAGUUUCAUCCUCUCUAGAUUGUUAAAAGCACUUGGAGUCGGAUCUCUUGUCUUGUUACUUUGAUGCACUGUAAAAAAAUGUUAGAUGUAGUUUCUGACGUUGCAGCGACUCGUUGGACUCAGUCGGUACGAUUUUUCAGGAGGGUUUUUGUACGAUUUUCACGCAGCUGGAACUUGUGUGUUUUUUUUUAAAUCUUUGUCCUGUCGUCGUCCAGAAGAUAUCAAAAUAAAACGUUCCAGUCAGACGAGAGAAAAAAGUCAGUUUUCUGCUGUCUGAGUAAAUAUUGAGCACAAAUGUUGUUUAUAAGGAAAAAUCCUGCUUUUGUCUGAAUUCCUGUCCGUCCCUAGCAACCGUUUCUAGGGGUUUUGCACUGUAUUUGUGAUGUAUGAAAACAAUAAAA
Messenger RNA from Cololabis saira (Pacific saury), 5173 nucleotides. RefSeq names its product rhophilin, Rho GTPase binding protein 1 (gene rhpn1). The coding region runs from base 144 to 2174 and encodes 676 amino acids. The record is from RefSeq and is a predicted model, not a curated record. Gene Ontology annotation, molecular function: protein binding. Gene Ontology annotation, biological process: signal transduction; negative regulation of stress fiber assembly. NCBI's taxonomy places the organism in Eukaryota, Metazoa, Chordata, Actinopteri, Beloniformes, Belonidae. The transcript is spliced from 16 exons.